Molecule: messenger RNA, 1200 nt
Organism: Anopheles bellator
Lineage: Eukaryota; Metazoa; Arthropoda; Insecta; Diptera; Culicidae
Exons: 2
Coding region: 1-1200 (399 amino acids)
Biological process (GO): sensory perception of taste
Cellular component (GO): axon; neuronal cell body; membrane
Source: RefSeq, a predicted model, not a curated record
AUGUCCCGACCGCGUCACAUUUACGACGUGGUGAUUCCUUUGCUCUCCUUGUCACGAGUCACCGGGGUGGUCGCGUUUCACCUGCUCGGUGAGCCACCGUACGUCCGGAUAAAGAUAAUGCCAGUGGAUUGCGUGGCGCUCCUGCUAAACCUGCUCGUGAACUGCUUCUGCGUGUAUUUAAACGUGGAGCACAAUCGGGCCUUCGCGUUCACUGGUUCGGCGGUAAUGGAUGCUGGUCUAGGAUAUCUGUUCCCGUUCGGGGCCAUCUGCAUGAUGUUGGUCAACUGCGACAACGUGCUACGCCGUGGUACGAUCGGUUUGAUCGUUGCCGAGUUGUACGAGGUGGAUCGAUCACUGCAACGCAAGAGUCAUCGCAUCAACCAUCGGCGUCAGAUGCGGCUGCUGAUGCGCAUACUGAUUCUGUUGCUGUCGUUGGUCACGAUCGGCACCGGUUACUCCUUGGCGGUGGCUGUAACGGCACACGGUUCCCAAAGGCUGCAGUUUCCCGGUUUCGUCACCAACACAUUCUCGUACCUCGUGACGGGUACGGAGAUCGUCCUGGUGAACUUCCAUUUCAUUAUCGCGGCCCGAUUGGUUGCAUUCCGCUUCGAUGAAAUUGAACGGUGUCUCCGGAAGCACCUGGACGCUGGCCAGUGGUGGAUCGAGCGCGGCAACCCCUGGGGACGGAAGACGACCCGGGUUGAUGUGAUCGCCAAUCUGGGGGAUGAUUUUUUCACCCUAGUUCGAAUUGUGGCCCGAAUCAAUCGGGUCUACUCGAACCAGCUCGUGUUGUGCAUCUCGGGCGUAUGCUUUUACAGCAUCUUUAUUAUCUACGCAACUACCUUCACGAUUUUCAUGGGCCGCAUGGAGGAGCUCCGGAUGGUGUCGGUCAUGCUGAGCGCGUGGGCCUUUAUGGUCGCCAUGAUGGGCUUCAUCUUUCACGCGGGAGUGGAACUAUCGCGUAGCGCCCGGAACGUGGCCGAACUCCUUCACCAUGCGGUACAGCGGGAGCAGGACGCGGGGAUACGUCAGAAGUUGCUCCACUUUUCCCAACAAAUCCUGCUGCGCCCACCGAAACUACGAAGCUUGUUCUAUGAGUUCAACUGGAAAACUAUGUUCCGGAUUUUUGGGUUCAUCGUCACCUAUCUGGUGAUACUGAUGCAGUUCGACCGCGUUUCCGUCAGGCCGGCGAAGGAAUGA